Messenger RNA from Homarus americanus (American lobster), 1169 nucleotides. RefSeq names its product C-type lectin 1-like. Lineage: Eukaryota; Metazoa; Arthropoda; Malacostraca; Decapoda; Nephropidae. The record is from RefSeq and is a predicted model, not a curated record. Bases 126 to 737 code for a protein of 203 amino acids. The transcript has 3 exons.
GCGUGGUAUUGUUUCGUCCAGCAACACUGUACAUAUCUGAAAAUCCUCACUCUUCUUCCUUUGGAUACAGUUGAGGGCAGCUAGUGGUGUGUGUCUGGUAGCUGCCACAUAACCAGCAAGUCGUCAUGGCUGUUGUAAUUCACGUCCUCGACCUCUUCCUCUUAGUGUCGUCCGCCAUGCCGAUUCCUUUUCCCAGCAGUUCUGGCGUUAAUAUGGAGGAAAUGAGUUUGACGUUGAAGAGGAUGCAGCAGUCACUCUCUCAGCAGGCGUGGGCACUAUACCAGAUGCUUGACCUCUCCCGCAAGUACCACAUAUGUGCCCAAGAGCCAUGCUGUCCUCCUCCCUUCGCCAGGGUGAUAGACGAGUGCUUCUACCUGAGUCUCAAUAACCUGACCUGGCAACAGGCCCGUCAACACUGCCGCGGCAUGGACGGUCUUCUCGCCAAACCCAAACGUGUUUUCGCCCUCAAGUCCUUCCUUAUGGGAAAAGCAGGUCCAAAUACGGUGUUUUUGGGCGGUCAACAACAUGACGGAAUCUGGACCUGGGUGGACGGGAGCUCCAUCAAUCCCAGUGCGUGGACCGAGGGCUACCCAAGCAACUGGACAACCCAAGAAAAUCAGUGCAUCGUGAUGAAACAAGACAACCACCCACCCCUCAGUACUCAACCCUGCUCUGCCGUCAAACAGUUCAUCUGCCAGCACCCAGGAAUUCAAGAAAAGGUUAAAACAUCUGGGUAAUUCAAUAAAUGCCACCUUCUUUCAUCCCAUUACAGAUAUUGUCUUCUACUUAACAUGCUUCAGUGAUAUACACAACCUAUGAACUAAGUGAUUCAUGUAGACAAACUUAUCCAUAAUUAAGAAGGUUGAUAAACUGUGACUUGAGUUUGUUUGUAGUCAGUUUUCUGCAGUGAUUUAAUAAAGAUGUGAAAAGCUGUGAAAAUAAUACCCUGUCGAAAAGUGUUUUAAAGUGUAUGGCAAAGAUAUAUGGCACCUUUGUCGGGGUAUAAUGUAGCUCUAAUGAGGAAGGUGUGUGUGUGUGUGUGUGUGUGUGUGUGUGUGUGUGCAUAUGAGGCCUAUAAACCUAUAGGGCCUAUAAGGAGUGGUACUUGCCAGGAGACCGUCCCACUUAAAAGGAAUUUGCUUGUAGUUAUUUAGAGUCCCGUUGUGAUC